Ictidomys tridecemlineatus (thirteen-lined ground squirrel) is the source of this 2094-nucleotide messenger RNA. RefSeq names its product transcobalamin 2 (gene Tcn2). Lineage: Eukaryota; Metazoa; Chordata; Mammalia; Rodentia; Sciuridae. The record is from RefSeq and is a predicted model, not a curated record. Gene Ontology annotation, biological process: cobalamin transport. Gene Ontology annotation, molecular function: cobalamin binding.
GCAGGCUGGCUGGCAGAGAGCAGCUGACUCCGGAGUUCUUGCUCAUGUGACCACCACAGCUCCCUGUUGUGUUCCUUGUCCCCAGCCAGGGUGGGUACUCUGAGAGGUUCCUUCUGUGAGGAGCACCAGCAAGCAGCACAGUGGGCGUGGAGAGAUUAAUCAGUGACAAGAAACUGCCUCUCUCAGAGCAGUGACUGGGCUGUCCUCAGAGAAGCCUCCAAGAGUCAGCCAGCCCCAGGAGUCUGCCCCACUUACCGCCUGCUGCUCACCCACCUGCUCCUGCCAUGGGACACCUUGGGGCCUUCUUCAUCCUGUUGGGGGCCCUAGGGGCUCUUGCUGAGAUCUGUGUAAUACCAGAGAUGGACAACCAGCUGGUAGAGAAGCUGGGCCAACACCUCUUGCCUUGGAUGGACCAGCUCUCCUUGGAACACCUGAACCCCAGCCUCUAUGUGGGCCUGCGCCUUUCCAGCAUGCAGGCUGGGACCAAGGAGGACCUCUACCUUCACAGCCUCAAGCUUGAUUAUCAGCAGUGCCUCCUGGGGUCUACCUCCAGAAAUUACAACAAUGGUUGCCAAACCAAGCCUUCCAUGGGCCAGCUGGCCCUCUACCUGCUCACUCUCAGAGCUAACUGCGAAUUUGUCGGGAGCCGCAAAGGAGAUAGACUGGUCUCCCAGCUCAAGUGGUUCCUGGAAGAUGAGAAGAGAGCCAUUGGACACGAUCACAAGGGCCACCCCCACACCAGCUACUACCAGUAUGGCCUCAGCAUCCUGGCUCUGUGUGUCCACCAGAAGCGAGUACAUGACAGUGUGGUGGGCAAGCUCCUGUAUGCUGUGGAACACGACCACCACCUCCACCAGGGUCACUUGUCUGUGGACACAGUGGCCAUGGCAGGCUUGGCCCUCACCUGUCUGGAACGCUUCAACUUCAACCCUGAUCUGAGACAACGGAUCACCUUGGCCAUCCAAACAUCAAAGGAGAAGAUCCUGAAGGCCCAGACCCCUGAGGGCUACUUUGGGAAUGUCUACAGCACCCCACUGGCUCUGCAGUUGCUGAUGACCUCCCCUAUGCCCAGGAUGGGGCUAGGCAUAGCAUGCCUCAAAGCAAGGACAGCCCUGUUGGCCUUCCUGAAGGAUGGGGCCUUCCAGAAUGCUCUCAUGAUUUCCCAGCUGCUGCCCGUCCUGAACCACAAGACCUAUAUGGAUCUCAUUUUCCCAGACUGCCAGGCACCUAGAGUUAUGUUGGCUUCAACUCUUGAGAAUCCUUCACCUACCCAUGUCUCAGAGAUGAUCAGUGUCACACUGAAGGUCUCCAGUGUCUUGCCACCAUAUCAACAGGCCAUCUCUGUUCUUGCUGGGUCUUCCUUGAAAGAUGUCCUGGAGAAGGCCCACGAGCUAGGAGGAUUCACGUAUGGAACACAGGCCUCCUUGUCAGGCCCCUACCUGACAACUGUAAUGGGGAAAGCAGUUGGGGACCGAGAGUUUUGGCAGCUCCUCCGAGCCCCUGACACCCCCCUACAGCAAGGCAUUGCUGACUACAGACCCCAGGAUGGAGAAACCAUUGAGCUGAGGCUGGUUAGCUGGUAGUCCCUGGGCUCCCUCAACCCGGCAGCCUCACACACUCCCUUCUAUCUUCCUUCCUGAUAUCCCUGGAAUAGGCAUUUGCCUGACCCUACUGCUACCUCUUGAACACUUGGAGGGAUGUCCUCCAGAUCACCACAGCCACCACCCCUAUAAGGAUCCUAAGCCAUGAUUCAACCCUGAAGUAGGGAGCCAAGUACCUCCUUUGGGAAGUUUGAGUAGUCCCAAUCUGGUCCUGCCUGGCCCACAGGCCUUCCAUAAAGGUGGGCCCAUAUUCUGAAGGACAUACUGCACUCAGACUCCUUGGCAGAAGGAGAAGAAAUCUGCAGGACAUGGGCAUUGUGAGUACUACUGCUCUGGGAUUGGAGGCCCACAAGGAGGCCUCCAGGGCCCAGGGGCUGUGGCCCUGACGCUGACUCUUCACUCUGCUGUCAGGGUGGUGGUCCCAGAGCUGACAAGGCCUUAGCAGGGCUGUUUAAUGCCCACCUUGAAAUGAUUAAAGUUUUGAUUGAGUAUG